Messenger RNA from Metschnikowia bicuspidata var. bicuspidata NRRL YB-4993, 2079 nucleotides. It is a transcript of the gene MSI3, whose product is annotated as adenyl-nucleotide exchange factor. The record is from RefSeq and is a predicted model, not a curated record. Gene Ontology annotation, cellular component: nucleus; cytosol. Gene Ontology annotation, biological process: protein folding. The coding region runs from base 1 to 2079 and encodes 692 amino acids. Lineage: Eukaryota; Fungi; Ascomycota; Pichiomycetes; Serinales; Metschnikowiaceae. Gene Ontology annotation, molecular function: ATP binding; ATP-dependent protein folding chaperone. The transcript has a single exon.
AUGUCUGCUCCAUUAGGUGUUGAUCUCGGUAACAACAACACGGUUAUUGCCUGUGCCAUAAAUAGAGGUAUCGACAUCAUUGUCAAUGAAGUGUCGAACCGUUCCACGCCUUCCCUCGUCGGAUUUGGCAUGAAGAACAGAUCCAUCGGUGAGUCUGGAAAAGACCAGCAAACCUCCAACUUGAAGAACACUGUCGACAACUUGAAGAGAGUCUUGGGCUUGAACUUCAACGACCCAGACUUUGAGAUCGAGAAGAAGUACUUCGCCCCAACCUUGUUGGAGAACGAGGAUGGCCAAGUCAGCGCCAAGGUCAGAUUUGCCGGCGAACAGCAGGAGUUCAACUUCACUCAAUUGACUGCCAUGUACCUCGGCAAAAUCAAGGACAUCACUGCCAAGGAGACCAAGGCUGUCAUUUCGGAUGUGUGUAUUUCCGUGCCUGUCUGGUACACCGAGAAGCAGAGACGCGCUGCCUCGGACGCCUGCAGAAUUGCCGGCUUGAACCCAGUCAGAAUCGUCAAUGAAGUCACUGCCGCCGCUGUUGGUUACGGUGUCUUCAAGCAAAACGACUUGCCAGAGGACGAGCCAAAGAAGGUCGCCUUCGUUGACAUUGGCCACUCCUCGUACCAAGUUUCCAUCGCCGCCGUCAAGAAGGGUGAGUUGAAGAUCUUGGGUUCUGCCUACGAUAAGCACUUUGGUGGCCGUGACUUCGACCUAGCCAUUGCCAACCACUUUGCCGAGGAGUUCAAGUCCAAGUACAAGAUCGACGUCAAGGAGAACCCCAAGGCUUUCUACAAAGUCAUUGCUGCUUCCGAAAAAGUCAAGAAGGUCUUGUCUGCCAACACCCAGGCUCCUAUCAACAUCGAGUCGCUUAUGAACGAUGUGGACGUCUCUUCCUCCUUGACCAGAGAGGAGUUGGAGAAGUACGUCACUCCAUUGUUGGACAGAAUCCAUGUCCCAAUCGAGGUGGCUUUGAAGGACGCCGGUCUCACCACCUCCGACCUCGACUCCAUUGAGAUUAUCGGUGGCUGCACCAGAGUGCCAUCCUUGAAGACCAGAUUGAGCGAGUUCUUCGGCAAGCCUUUGUCCACGACCUUGAUCCAAGACGAGGCCAUUGCCAGAGGUAACGCUUUCAUCUGUGCCAUGCACUCCCCAACCAUGAGAGUGAGACCAUUCAAGUUCGAGGACUUCAACCCAUACUCGGUCUCCUACUUCUGGGACAAGGACGAGGAGGACGACGACCACCUCGAGGUGUUCCCAAGAGGUGGCGCUUUCCCCUCCACUAAGAUCAUUACCUUGUUCAGAAAGGGUGACUUCGACGUCGAGGCCAGAUACACCAACAAGGAGGAGCUCCCAGCGGGCGCCGAGCCUGUGAUUGCCAAAUGGCUGAUCAAGGGUGUCGUUCCAGUUGAGGGUGAGCAGUCUAUCGCCGUCAAGUUGAAGUUGAGAAACGACCCAUCUGGUUUCUACACAAUCGAGUCUGCUCACACUGUUGAGGAAAAGAUCGUGAAGGAAUUGGUCGAGAAGGAGGGCGAGGAGGCCGACGCCGAGCCUGAGUACAAGGAGGUCAAGAAGUUGGUCAAGAAGGACGACUUGAAGAUCGAGAUGUUCUCUUCUGCCUUGAACGAUGAGCAAAGAAACGCCCUUUUCGAGAAGGAGAGCGCCAUGACUGUCGCUGACAAGUUGGUUGCGGACACCGAGGACAGAAAGAACGCUUUGGAGGAGUACAUCUACGAGUUGAGAGGCAAAUUGGAGGAGCAAUACAAGAACUUUGCUUCCGACGCCGAGAAAGAGAAGUUGAACGCCAUGUUGACCAAGACCGCCGACUGGUUGUACGAGGACGGUUACGACUCGACCAAGGCCAAAUACAUCGCCAAGUACGAGGAGUUGGCUUCCACCGGUAACUUGAUCAAGGGCCGUUACUUGGCUGACCAAGAGGAGAAGAAGCAAGCGAUCAGACAGAAGCAGGAAGCUUCCCAGAUGGCUGCCAUGGCCGAGAAGAUGGCUGCUGCCAGAGAGGCUUCGAAGGGUGGUGCUGAGCAGGCUCCAAAGGCUGAGGCCGAGGAAAUGGAGCUUGACUAA